Daldinia childiae is the source of this 606-nucleotide messenger RNA. Its product is annotated as Protein transport protein bet1. Gene Ontology annotation, biological process: endoplasmic reticulum to Golgi vesicle-mediated transport. The transcript is spliced from 4 exons. The record is from RefSeq and is a predicted model, not a curated record. NCBI's taxonomy places the organism in Eukaryota, Fungi, Ascomycota, Sordariomycetes, Xylariales, Hypoxylaceae. The coding region runs from base 1 to 606 and encodes 201 amino acids.
AUGGCAUCAAGAUUUGGCCACUCGACGCUCCACCAGCGAGAUUCCCGCAGCGCCCUGUUCGAGGGUUAUAGCGGCAGCGGACGGAACAGCGCCGACCCUGCGAGGCGACCGAGCCCGGCGCCGGGCGGCUACGGGUAUGGGUAUCCCGGGGGAAGCAACGGCGCGGCGACCGGCGGGAGUAGCACGCAUCAUUUAGGCGUGGAUAGUCGGGGAAACUACAGGCCUGCGACACCGAAUUCGAGGGGCCAGUACAGCGACGCGGUGCUCAACGAGCUCGAGAGCCAGAACGACCAGCAGGUCGAGGGCAUCUUAGGGAAGGUCAAGAUCCUGAAAGAUGUGAGUUUCGUCCUGCUGUUGAUGCUGCGCAUUAUGCUAACGCGACCCUACCCCGGUCCCAAGAUGACAUCGGCUAUCGGCGACGAGAUCAGGGAGUCCUCGGCGCUCGCGGAGAAGAUGAACGAUACGUUUGAUUCGACGCGGCUGCGGCUGCGCGGCACUAUGAACCGCAUGCUUGUUAUGGCGGAGCGCACCGGCGUCGGCUGGAAGGUGUGGCUGGCCUUCUUUGCUGCCGUCAUUUUUAUUUUCCUCUACGUCUGGCUGUUCUGA